AUGUGGUGCAGACAACGGUCACUCUGGGAUCGGGAAUGGAACAGUAUUGUCUUUAGUGACGAGUCUCGAUUUUGUUUAGGCAUGCACGAUGGUCGUGCCAGGGUUAGAAGGCGACGUGGUGAAAGGAGGAAUCCACAGUUUUUUGUUGAAAGACAUGUUCAUCACAUUGUUGGAGUUAUGGUUUGGGGUGCUAUAGCUUAUGGUUCCAGGUCACCUUUAAUCUUCAUCAGAGAUAACAUGAACGCGCAGCGUUAUAUCCACGAAGUUCUAGAACCCCAUCUUUUACCCUAUCUUGACACCCUGGCAGAUCCAACUUUCCAACAAGAUAAUGUCCGACCACAUGUUGCAAGAGUCACAAUAGACUUCUUUCAACAUAAUGAUGUCACACUGUUACCAUGGCCACCAAGAUCUCCCGACUUAUCCCCAAUUGAGCACGUGUGGGAUAUGAUGGGUAGGAGAUUGCUCAAUUUGCAACGUCCUCCUCAGACUCUAGAAGCACUUCGAGAGCAGUUGGUGGUUGCCUGGAAUGAGAUACCACAAGAGGACAUUGACCACCUGAUCAGAAGCAUGCCUAGGCGCGUUGGAGGAAAAAUGGAACUCAACCGAGAACAUUUUCGCGCCAUAAUUUAUUACAACUUUCAGAAACAAUUAUCGCAACUAGAAUGCCUUGCUGAGUUACUGUCUGUUUUCGGCAACGAAGCGACACAUCAGUCGACAGUUUCCCAUUGGUAUGGAGAAUUCAAACGUGGACGGGUGAGGAUGACUGACGAUACGGGCCUUAGCGACGAUCCCAGGGUGGGUGCACCAAAAACGGCAGUCACCCAGGAAAACGACGAUGCUGUGCGCAAACUCAUCAUUGAAAAUAGACAUGUGACAUAUCGCGAGAUUGAGGCAUCCUUGAAGAUCUCAAAGACAAAAGUCAUCCCGGGGCAUAUUGCAACAAUUCCUCUUAAUGAGCAAAAAACUGUUACUGCGGAUCGGUAUACCACCAUUUGUUUGCCAAAAGUCAUCACCGAGCUUCGAAAAAACAAUCCCGAAAGAAGAAUCAUCCUCCACCAAUACAAUGCAAGCUCGCACACAGCCCAAAAAACAAGGCAGUAUUUAACGGAAGAAAACGUGGAAUUAUUGGACCAUCCUCCAUAUAGUCCCGAUAUAAGUCCUAACGAUUUCUUUACUUUCCUGAAAAUUAAAACCAGACUGCGUGGUCAAAGGUUCCAGUCACCAGAAGAAGCAGUUGACGCAUUCAAAAAUGCCGUAGAUCUUCUCGGUGAUUUCAAUGCCCAUAAUGAGCUUUGGUUGGGCUCAAACAAGACCGUUGCAGCAGGACGUGCAGUCGAAGCGUUCGCUCUUACUCAAGGGCUGACCCAGCUGGUGACUAGCCCUACUUUCUUCCCCCGUGCCUCGUCACACGCCAGUAGCUUGUUGGAUCUCUUUCUGACCACGCAUCCUGUCUCUUACAGCACUGCUAUGCUGUCCCCCCUGAGUAACUCAGACCACGGUGUUGUGGAGGUUAGGUUUCGUGAUAUCUGUUUCUCUGACGCGGAUGCGUCGGCUGUCUGCUCUUCGAUAACCGAAAUUAUCCACGUCAUAAUGGAGGAAUAUAUCCCUCACACAGUGAAAGUGCCUAAACCAGAGUCCAACGGCUGCAGAAGAUCAAAACACAGAACCUUCUUACAAAACCCCACUGUAGAGAACAGACAAGCCGUCUACGAUAUAAAAGUUAAGCACAGGAUAAUAUCGCAGCGCAAUGGCAGUCGGUCUUUCUGGACGCUGGCCAACCAAAUUGAAAAGAAUUUCUCACACAGUGGCCUUCGACCACUUACGUGCCAGGAUGGAACGAUUGUAUUCGAUACAAAGGCCAAGGCGGAAGUGCUAUCAAUUCAAAGGGUUCCUUACACUAUGCGGGAGACGCUCGAUAUCAACAAAGCUUCUGGUCCGGACAUGAUUCCUGCCAGUGUACUGAAGAGGUGUGCAGCGGAGCUUGCUCCAGUUCUUUCGCAUCUCUUCCAGAUAUCUUAUGAAUCCAGCACCUUCCCAGAAAACUGGAAAUUUGCUCAUGUCCAACCCAUGCUAAAAAAAGGAUCUAAGACCGACCCUUACAACUACAGGCCUAUAGCUCUGCUUUCUGUUAUAAGUAAGCGUUCGAUCAGCUGGUGGCACGCUGCCCUCUUAACCAAACUUCCAUCCUAUGGCCUCCCAGAAAAUCUUUGCAGAUGGGUGGCUGACUUUAUCUCUAGCUGCAAGAUAUCCGUCGUAAUUGACGGGUUCUCCUCUUCAUCACGCAACGUCAACGCGGGUGUUCCCCAGGGAUCGGUCUUGGCUCCGACACUAAUCCUCUUACAUAUCAAUGACCUGCUUUCCUGCACGAUCAACCCAAUCCACAGCUUCGCUGAUCCCUGCCGCUGA
This is a messenger RNA of Acanthoscelides obtectus, 2406 nucleotides long. NCBI's taxonomy places the organism in Eukaryota, Metazoa, Arthropoda, Insecta, Coleoptera, Chrysomelidae. The record is from the annotation of a GenBank genome assembly.